Molecule: messenger RNA, 2825 nt
Organism: Piliocolobus tephrosceles (Ugandan red Colobus)
Lineage: Eukaryota; Metazoa; Chordata; Mammalia; Primates; Cercopithecidae
Gene: KLHL33
Product: kelch like family member 33
Exons: 4
Coding region: 12-2405 (797 amino acids)
Molecular function (GO): protein binding
Source: RefSeq, a predicted model, not a curated record
CAAACCUCGGCAUGAGCGUCUUGGACACCCCCCAUUAUCCCCCUGAGCUGGAGAGUGUCUCUCAUCCCGUCCAGAAGGACUGCCUUGGACUCCCUGUGCACGCCCAGAGAACCCCCUCCUGGCCUCCUUCCCCCGACGAGGACCCCAGUUUGCCUUCCUUUCCUCAGGAAGAGCCUGGCUCCAGGCCCCUGGUCCCAGGGAACCUUCCCUUUCCAGCCUUGUCCCUAGAGGAAGAAGUAGAAGAGGAAGAAGAUGAAGAUGCGGCAGAGCCGGAGUGGCUGCGCAGCGAGGAGCAUCCGAGCCAGUUUUUCGCCGAGGCCCAGCGGCUGCGGGAGCAGAGACUGUUGCUGGACGAAGAGGUGUCAGUCGCGGGGCGGGUAUAUGGGGUGCAUCGGGUGAUCCUGGCCGCCAUCAGCAGCCUCUUCCGAGACAGGCUGCUGGGCGGCGGAGGUCCGCGGCCCCCAUUCAGCCUCGAGGUGUCCCCAGGGGGCUGGGAGGCCGUGCUGACCUUUGCCUAUGAGGGGGUGCUGGGCCCCGCCCCUCAGGGAGAUGUGCUGGCCGCAGCCGAGGCGCUGGGAGCGCCCCGGGUGAAGGCUGCUGCCCAGCGGACAUGCAAGAGGGCUGGAAAUGCCGGGGAAUAUGUAAAGAAGCCCAGCCAGGCAGAGGAGCUGAGGGAGAACCUGCGCGGAAUCGAGCUCCUCUACCGAGAGGGCGUCGGGUGUGACUUGAAGCUGGAGGCAGGCGGCUGCCAGCUGCGGGUGCACCGAGCCGCCCUGGCCUGCGGCAGUGAGUUCUUUGGGGCCAUGCUCCUGAGCGGAAUGAGGGAAUCCCAGGGCACAGAGGUAUCUCUGCGGACCAUCUCCACCCAGGACCUGCGACUCCUCGUCUCUUUUGCUUACUCUGGAGUUGUGCGGGCAAGGUGGCCAGGACUACUGAGAGCUGCCCAGGCUGCUCUGCAGUACCAGAGCUCUUCCUGCCUGGAUUUGUGUCAGAAAGGCUUGGCACGGGGCCUCAGCCCUGCCCGUUGCCUGGCCCUGUUCCCCAUGGCUGAAGCCCCUGGGUUGGAGAGGCUCUGGAGCAAAGCCCGUCACUACCUCCUCACCCACCUGCCUGCUGUAGCCUUGUGUCCUGCUUUCCCUUCUUUACCAGCUGCCUGCUUGGCUGAGCUCCUGGAUAGUGAUGAGCUCCAUGUGCAGGAGGAGUUUGAGGCCUUUGUGGCUGCACGGUGUUGGCUAGCUGCCAACCCUGAGACCCAGGAGUCAGAGGCCAAGGCCCUGCUGCAAUGCGUCCGCUUUGGCCGCAUGUCCACCAGGGAGUUGCGGAGGGUGCGGGCAGCCGGGCUACCUCCACCCCUGACCCCGGAUCUGUUGCACCAGCUGAUGGUAGAGGCUGAUGUUCCAGGCCAAGAGAGACGGAGGGAGCCUGACCGGGCACUCGUAGUGAUUGGCGGGGAUGGGCUCAGACCAGACAUGGCCCUAAGACAACCAUCCCAAGCAGUGUGGUGGGCCCGGGCCUUCCGCUGUGGCGUGGGACUGGUACGAACUGUUGAGUGGGGGCAGUUGCCUGCCCUGCCUGCCCCAGGACGCUUCCGGCAUGGGGCUGCGAGCCUGGCAGGAAGUGAACUCUAUGUGUGUGGGGGACAAGAUUUCUACAGUCACUCCAACACCCUGGCAUCAACUCUCAGGUGGGAGCCCAGUCAAGAGGACUGGGAGGAGAUGGCUCCUUUGUCCCAGGCUCGAAGCCUUUUCCCCUUGGUGGCACUGGAUGGACAACUUUAUGCCCUGGGUGGAAGACACAAUGGUGUUGCCCUGGACUCUGUGGAGGCCUACAACCCUGAGCUCGACAUCUGGAGGCCAGCACCUGCACUUCCAGCACCGUGUUUUGCCCACGCAGCUGCGAUUUUGGAGGGCCAAUUGUAUGUGAGCGGUGGCUGUGGUGGGACUGGCCAAUACCUGGCCUCAUUCCUGCACUAUGACCCCAAACUUGAGAAGCCAGGGACAUUUCUGAGCCCUAUGGGGGUACCUCGGGCUGGCCAUGUCAUGGCUGCAUUGGGUGGGCGGGUGUAUGUGGCAGGUGGGCUGGGUGAGACUGGGGACCUGCUAAGCUUUGAGGCCUAUGAACUAAGGACUGAUAGCUGGACUCACCUGGCACCCCUACCCUCCCCCCAUGUGGGAGCUGCAGGUGCUGUGCUGCAGGAGGAGCUACUGGUGCUGGGGGGCUACAGUCACCGUACUUAUGCACUCUCCCACCUUAUCCAUGCCUACUGUCCUGGCCUGGGCCGAUGGCUUUGCCUGGGAACUCUGCCAAGGCCUCGGGCUGAGAUGCCUGCCUGCAUCCUGACACUGCCCACUGUGCAGCACAUAGCUGUGGUUCCCACCCCACACCAAACCAAACCUGCUGGGUGAAGAGGGAGCAACAGUGUAUGGGGAGAGGAAGGCAUAAGAAAUAGCCUGAGAGAAGGACAGACAUUGUGGGGAGAGAAAAGAGAAGGCUUUAUUCUUGAUAGUAUUUUAUUCUCACACUGUGCAUUGUAAACUGCUUUUGUACGUAUGAUUUCCAUUGAGGAAAUGGCGGUUCCAGAACUCCUGGGGAACACAUAUAGGGGAAGGCGAGGCAGCUGAAUAGCCAGGUAAGGAAAGGAGACUUGGGAGCAACUCCACAAGGCUUAGGGAUUCUUAGGGAAAGUGCAUCUGGUUUGAAAGAGAGUUAAGAAGCUUCAGUAGCCAAAGUGGAGAGACCAUGGGAGGACAGUUGGAAAAAUGGUUCUGACCCAUUGGUCAAGGGAAAAAUGUAGAAUGGCCAUCCAUGAAAGAGUUUGAGGAGUG